UAUAUGUAUAUAUAUAUGCAUGCGUAUUGGUUUCAUUUUCUUAUGAAAAAAUACCUAUCAGUGUAAAGCACAGAAAUCUGUCGGUAUGUCAAUGUCAUCUUGAACUGCGCUUGAAUUGAUUUAAAUAAAACGAACGCAUUUAUCAUCCGUUAUCAUCAGCAACAACAACAACGUAGAAACGAAAGUAAAACUAUGGAUAGGAACAAUCAAAGAGAACAACAUCUGAGCAGACGUUGACAUUAGGCCGACGUCGCUUUUUUAAAUAAUGUUUAUGGAGGGUGAUCGUUUGAGCAAUAUUAGGAUCUAGUUUGUAGGCAAUGGAUCCGAAUAAGUACCUUUGUCGCAAUGCUACACCAGCAGCAAUAUCAUCAUCAACGUCCGCUCAGCCGGCAGCGACAACAACAUCGGCAACAAAUGGUUGUGGCACUAAUGCAAUGCCAGAUUACAUGGCUUGCGAUUCGGUACACUCCUCGACCGGUUUCAAUUGUAAAGAGUUGCUGGCGCGAGGUAUUAACAGUAAUAAUAAGACUCCACUUCAUCAACGGUCUGGCGCAAUUAAUGCGGCCCCAUCGACCAUGUCAGGAUCGCCGACAACGGCUGGAACCUCUAAUACUGGUGCUUAUUGUGGCGGUAACAGUAACAGUCCGGGCAAUUAUAUUAACGUAAUGCCUGUUCCAAUGGGUACAUUACAAUAUAAUCGUAGAAAACUAACGCCACAAGAAUAUCAAUCUCGUUUGUAUUACAAUACCGCGGAUUAUAGAUGUAGGGACGAGUUUUAUUCGAACGGUGCAAGCGGGCGGGUGAACACAGCUUCACCGUCACCAUCAUUGCAAUUGCAAAGUCAACAUAACAAUCAGCAACAUCAUCAACAUCCAAGUCAUCCACAAAUUCAGCAUCAGCAGCAUCAGCAGCAACAACAGCAGCCAUCGCACCCACAACAUCACCACCAUCAUCAGCAAAUAAGUCAGCAAGUGCCAUCACAGCAAUAUCACUUUGCUCAACAGCAGCAGCAGCAGCAGCAGCUACAUUAUCCAAGCUCGUUAAGUAACGUACAACAACAGCAACAACAACAUCAUCAGCAUCAACAGCAUCAACAGCAUCAGCAGCAUCAACAUCAAAACCUGCAACAACAGCACAAUCAUCAUACUCAUCACCAUCACCAUCAGAAUACCUGUGGUUCGUCUGUUGCGCUGGAUCCAGUAGAGGAGGCUCUUAACUGCCCGGCGUUGGGUGCACCUAGUAGUCGAAUGAUGGCGGCCACGCAAACGCAACCAACAACUGGUAAUUGUGAACAGUUCAUGGCAUCAGCCUCUCUGCCUUUGGGUUCCGUGCAUACAGCGACCGUGCCACCCAUCAUGUACACCGUACACCGAGUCGUAACUACAGCGCAAAUUCAAACAGCUGCCGGUAAUACUUUCGCUUCAUCAUCAAGUAUCUCAAGCAUGGUAAGUGCGGUGCAGAAUGAAGCUGAUAAUGUGGAAAAUGUAUCAAGUCCGGGGUCAGCGCCACCUAAUGCCGAAUGUUUUGCUACCAAUGACAGUGCCGCUUGCGUUACGGGUAUUCUUGGAGCGGAUGGCAAUAGCAAUAGCAUAAAUGUUGUAGGUGGAAAUGUACCAGCUUCCAAUCUUUGUACUUCACCUGCUCCCAUAACGACUGUAAAUUAUUCAAAUAGCCAAACAAAAGUCUCGGAUUCAGCGCGAACGGCAAAUAAUAAUCAAUACAUGAAUACAGCGUCAUCGUCAAAUGUUAACUGCACAAAUGGCACAAAAACAACAACAAAUUCAAUGCCGAGGCCUUUGCAAGAUGUGAUACCAACUUGCGUGUAUUUAAUGUCACGUGUUGCGGUACAUAUGGAGAUCGAGGGAACGGCUCAGUGUCCGUCUCAGGUGAUGUUGGCAGCUGCUUUGGGCUGUGAAGAACUAGGUAUAGCCAACAAAUUGUUGGCGCAAAGUAUAUUCGGAUUGUGGAUGACAAGCGCACUCUUGGACAUACAACUUAAGUCACAUCAUCGACCAUUCUUAGUACGUUUAGCCUGGUCAAAUCUUCUCGAAAAGUUCAGUCAUGGCAAUCCAAUUGAGAAGAAGUUUGACGAACCAAUGAUAAUGCUGAAACGAAACGUAUUUUUUUCAAAAAAAGAUGAGGAAAAAAUCAAAGAUCAUCGAAUAUUAGAACUUUUAUAUGAAGAAGCGAAGCACAAUGUAUUAACAGGGAGAUAUAUAAUGGAAUCAGUUCAUUCUUUAAUGUUGGGUGGCAUACAAGCACGCAUUGAAUUGGGUCCAUUCAAUACUCAUACGCACACCAUAACCUUUUUUCGAGAAAAUCAAUCGCGAUUUUUGCCUCAACAUGUUGCCAAAAAUUCUAAUUGGUCUUGGCUUCCAGUGAGCCGUAAAAAUUCGGCCGAAGUUAAAUUACUAGAACAAUUUAAACGUGUGCCACAAACAGCAACAACGCGUAAAUUAAUGCGUAAAUAUUUAGAAUUUUGUUGGGCUCUUCCUUUCUAUGGUGCUGCGUUUUUUCAUGGCCAAGUUGAGCAACCGGUACGUGGUUUAAUGAGUAUGGUUAACCAUAAGGAUGUUAGAGUUUUAGUGGCUGUAAAUGAGCGCGGGGUUUUUAUUAUUGAUCCAAUUGAAUGUACCUUGCUACUUGGACUACGCUACGAGGAUUUGUCGUGGGAUUUUGCAAAGCCAAGUGCUACGGAUGAUCCAGAAUGUUUAACAUGUAUAUUUAUACAGUUCGAUGCUGUUGAGAAUGGAAUACAAACAUCAAAAUUGAUGCAAGUAUUCUCAAGACAAGCUGCAAUGAUCGAUGCCUUAAUAUCACAUUUUGCUGAUCAAGUGCGGAAACGUAGACAAGAUGGCAGUACAACAGAGCAAUUUCAUGAUGAACCGAAUCCCAUACAAAAUAAUGGUAACGGUGUACUAUGCAAUAAAUUAUCCCGCCUAACAUUGGCCACGUUCGAUGAGGAAGGUCGUUGUAUUGGACAAAUGGGAUCAUUAUCGAUAAGUUAUUAACAAUUGUUUUAUUUUUGAGUUUCGCUAAGCGCUGUACUAACAAUUUCAUUGCAAACGACGUGGAAAAUGGUUGUAUGAUGCAGUGUGGUUGGGGCAUUUGUGCAUUAAAUGCUUUCAGCAUAAAAGUUAAUUUAAUGUUUAUAAUCAUCGAUUGACAAAAAAAAAAAACAAAAUCGAUCCAAAAAGUGUUCAUAUAUAGAUUAAUUUAUUUUUGUUAACAAAA
Messenger RNA from Glossina fuscipes, 3234 nucleotides. RefSeq lists its product as uncharacterized. Lineage: Eukaryota; Metazoa; Arthropoda; Insecta; Diptera; Glossinidae. Bases 318 to 3011 code for a protein of 897 amino acids. Gene Ontology annotation, cellular component: plasma membrane; cytoskeleton. The record is from RefSeq and is a predicted model, not a curated record. Gene Ontology annotation, biological process: negative regulation of canonical Wnt signaling pathway. The transcript has 10 exons.